CUCUCUCUCUCUCUCUCUCGACCUACAGAAGUAUGCUGUAAAACUUGCUGGCGUUUGAGCUCCUUCUGACUCGAGGAAGCUUUAUUAUUAUGUUUCCUUUUCUUCAUAAACAGCAUUAAUGUUUUUAGACCGUCAGCGCGGGUGCAUGAGGAGGCAGCACACAAACAGCUGGACUUUUUUCCUCUCCUAACGGUAAAGGUUGUGAGAUCUUCAAUGCCUCCUAGAGGAAAUGGUCCAGACUGGAACAGAGCCAGAGCCAUACACAGCCUGUCAUAAGGAGGCGCUGUCCGUGGUGAGUGAGGACCAAUCUCUGUUUGAGUGUGUCUACAGCGUGGCCCAGCAGGCCAAGCCAGACAUGACAGCAUCAGCAGUGAGUGAGUAUGGCCAGAGUAAGCUGAGUCCACGAGCAACGCAGCAGGACUGGCUCACCCCUCCGUCUGGCCGUGUCACCAUCAAGAUGGAAUGCAGCAAUGGAGGAGGAUCUGGAACCACAGGAGGAGGAGGAGGAAGAGUGGGUCAGGUGAAUGGCUCUAGGAGCUCCCCAGAUGACUGCAGUGUAGGGAAAGGAAAAAUGGCAAGUGGAGGUGAUGGUGCUCCUAUGACCUACAGCAGCUACAUGGAGGACAAACAUGCUGCCCCUCCCAAUAUGACAACCAACGAGCGCAGAGUCAUUGUACCUGCAGACCCCACGCUAUGGACGCCAGAUCACGUGCGUCAGUGGUUGGAGUGGGCUGUAAGAGAGUACGGUUUGCUCGAAGUGGACAUCUCGCUCUUCCACAACAUUGAUGGCAAGGAGCUCUGUAAGAUGAGCAAAGAGGACUUCCAGAGACUCACGCCCAGCUACAACGCUGACAUCCUACUGUCUCAUCUCCACUACCUACGGGAGACUCCACUUCCCCAUUUGACUUCAGACGAUGUUGACAAAGCCUUGCAAAACUCGCCACGGUUAAUGCAUGCACGUAACACAGGAGGUGCAAGCUUCAUCUUCCCCAACACUCCAGUCUACCCACCUGACACUCCCAGAGCCCCUGCAAGACCAGAUUUGGCUUAUGAAGCCGCCAGACGAUCUGCAUGGCCGUCCCAGUCAGCGACAACCAAUAAAGUUUCACAGUCUUCACCAGCCAUCGUGACCAAAACAGAGGAGCAAAGGUCACAGCUUGAUCCGUAUCAGGUUUUGGGACCAACAAGCAGCAGGCUGGCAAACCCAGGUUCGGGUCAGAUCCAGUUGUGGCAGUUCCUGCUGGAGCUGCUCUCGGACAGCGCGAACUCGAGCUGCAUCACAUGGGAGGGCACAAACGGAGAGUUCAAGAUGACCGAUCCAGACGAGGUGGCACGGCGCUGGGGAGAGCGUAAGAGCAAGCCCAACAUGAACUACGACAAGCUGAGCCGCGCUCUGCGCUACUACUAUGACAAAAACAUCAUGACCAAAGUGCACGGCAAGCGCUAUGCCUACAAGUUCGACUUCCAUGGCAUUGCCCAAGCCUUACAGCCUCAUCCUCCUGAGUCAGCCAUGUACAAAUACCCUUCUGAUCUGCCUUAUGUGGGCUCAUACCACCCCCACACACAGAAAAUGAACUUUGUGUCACCUCACCCUCAGGCCCUGCCCGUCACGUCCUCCGGCUUCUUCGGUGCGCCCAACCCUUACUGGAACUCACCCGGAGCCGGCAUAUACCCCAGUCCACGCCAUCCAGCCACCCACAUGCCCCCUCACCUGGGCACCUAUUACUAGGUGUCUCAGAGUGGGCAGGAAAAUAACAGCAUCUCUCCUGAGUUGAACUGGAGCGCCCCCAAGAGGCUGAAAAUUGCAGCUUCAUGCUGAGCCAGGGAACUGGAUAUGGCGGUGGAUUUAUCCAAACAAAAAGAAAGAAGUAGGGGAUGCAGGAGGCACACAAAAACCUAAACAAAAAUUUUGACUGUGGGAUGUUGUAAUCAAUCAUUUUUAAGAGGUUCUCAAUUAAACUUAGACCAGCGAGUCUGAAUCACAUCAGAUUAUCCGAGGAAUGCAAAAUAACAAUGCAAACAAAAUAUCCUGCACAAUUUGACUACAAUGCAAGGUCAAGUAGCUUGUACAUGCUUGUCUGGAAGCCUAAACAACACUUCGUAUGGGCACAAGAUGGCCUCUGGACACAAUGCCAACAUGUUCAAGACUGUAAGGUCAGCAGCAGGUCUUUAAGAGAAUGUGAAAGAGGACAAUCUAGCAAGUUGCAUUCAUGUAAAAAGGGCUUUAUUUUACCAAAGACAAAAAAAUGUAGGUGCAUGAACAGUUAUGUAUUAUUCUAUAUGUUUUUAAGUAUUAAACUACCUUAAUUUGAACAAACAUAUCAAAGAGAGUUAGUAAGAUGUAAAUGAGGUGGCUAAGGUGUGAAAGUAAGAGAAUGACUCAGAGAGAGAGAGAGAGAGAGAUUAGUCAGCAAAUGAGACGGAGGGAAGGUAAAGAAAGUAUCAAGUAUUACUGCUUUGGAUAUAAACUGCCAUAUUUAUCAGUAUUAUACUACAUAGUAGUUCAUAUGGCAUUACAGAAAGUAAAGAAAGGACAUUAACUUGAUUGUUAAUUUCUUAGAGGGAAGAACCUUGAAAAUGAUUUUGUAAAAACUGGAAAUGGUAAGAAUCUUUAAAUGUUUUAAAUGACCUCAGACAUGUUUAGACAGAGGUGGAUUUUCUUAAAAUCAGCGCCUUAUUGAAGAAGUUCUUCACACAUUGGUGGAGGGUUUAGAUUUUUUUUUUAUUUUUAUUUUUUU
This is a messenger RNA of Hemibagrus wyckioides, 2738 nucleotides long. RefSeq names its product ETS transcription factor ERG (gene erg). NCBI's taxonomy places the organism in Eukaryota, Metazoa, Chordata, Actinopteri, Siluriformes, Bagridae. Gene Ontology annotation, molecular function: sequence-specific DNA binding; DNA-binding transcription factor activity, RNA polymerase II-specific. Gene Ontology annotation, biological process: regulation of transcription by RNA polymerase II; cell differentiation. The transcript is spliced from 11 exons. Gene Ontology annotation, cellular component: nucleus. The coding region runs from base 230 to 1729 and encodes 499 amino acids. The record is from RefSeq and is a predicted model, not a curated record.